Molecule: messenger RNA, 954 nt
Organism: Lodderomyces jiufengensis
Lineage: Eukaryota; Fungi; Ascomycota; Pichiomycetes; Serinales; Debaryomycetaceae
Gene: MAK32
Product: Mak32p
Exons: 1
Coding region: 1-954 (317 amino acids)
Source: RefSeq, a predicted model, not a curated record
AUGUCAUUAUUUACUACAAUGGGGAUGUUCAUAAUCGAUGAAAAUCGUUAUAUAGAUCCUCCAGCUCCUUCACAAACAGAUAUUAUUGGUGGUGCAGGUACAUAUGCAAUAAUUGGAGCAAGAAUAGUAACAGAAUUAAAUAAAGCACAUUUAAUAUCAGGAAUAAUAGAUAAAGGAACAGAUUUUCCAACUUCAGUGCUAGAGGAAUUAAAAAGUUGGUCAACUGGGAUUAUAUAUAGAAAAAGUGAUAGACUAACUACUCGAGGUUGUAAUAUUUAUGAUAAGGGAAUACGAUAUUUUGAAUACUUAAGUCCAAAAUUACAAAUUGAAGUUAAAGAUAUUAUUCAAUAUGAUCAAUUGAAGAAUAGUAAAAGUUAUCAUUUAAUUUGUUCAAUUGAUAGAUGUAAAUCAAUUGUAGAAGAUAUAAUAAGUUUCAAUAAGGAGACAAUUUUUAUUUAUGAACCAUUACCUACUGAUUGUAUACCUGAGAACUAUGAGAAAUUAACUAAACUAUUACCAUACAUACAUAUAUUCAGUCCCAAUCUAGACGAGGCAGAAGAAUUGACUUCCAAAAACCUACCUUUAGAAGAUCUAGCACAAAAAUUCAUCAAAUACCAAACAAAACCAAAUUCAGGAACAGUCAUUAGAUGUGGGGCACAAGGCUGUUAUAUCAGAACAACAAAUAAUGUGACAUAUACUCUACCUGCUUAUCAUCAAGAUCAAUCAAAAGUAAUUGAUGUUACAGGUGGUGGUAACUCCUUUCUAGGAAGUUUCAGUAUGGGCUGGAUACUAACUCAAAAUUGGUUAAUGGCUGGAAUUUUUGGGAAUAUUGGGAGUGGAUGUAUAAUAGAAAAAUUAGGUAUGCCAACUAUAGAAGGUGAUAAAUUUAAUGGAUUAUCAUUUAAAGAUAGAUUCACAAAAUACAUAAAAGAAAAUAAAAUCAUUACUCAUUAA